AUGACGGGCGGCUGCUUCAAUGUAGAUGCAGAUUUAAAUCACUCGCGAUUCCAAACAAGUUCUAGUCUAGUAUGCAUGGCGAACAGUCGCUCAAGACGCAAUAUUGUGCUUCGCUUCUGCGCUCUGGGUGCCUCUGUUGUUCGGCAUCCUAGCAGUCCCGGUAGUCUCUAUCUGGGAGGCCCUUACAUGAAUGAGCUUCGAGGAUGA
This is a messenger RNA of Protopolystoma xenopodis, 207 nucleotides long. The record is from the annotation of a GenBank genome assembly. NCBI's taxonomy places the organism in Eukaryota, Metazoa, Platyhelminthes, Monogenea, Polystomatidea, Polystomatidae.